AUGGAAAGGUUGGAAAUGCUUGGGGAUUCCGGGGUUGGGCAUGAUAAAGUGGUGUCGGCCAAGAACAUUGUUGCUUCAAAGCUCGGGUACGACAAAAAAGAUCAGGCUCAAUCUCAGAGUCCGAAUGAAUCACGUGAAGAUCAAAACACAACUAAGGCACGGUGGUUAGUUAGCAACUUUGGUGCCAAAGGUCUGUCAAUUGUACCAUUGUUGACACCGGAAGCAGACCUGUGGAGUGGCGUUGUCGAUGGAUACUCGCCUUUUAGGCUGAAGGACUUGAAUAGUGGUUGCUGGAGGUUUGAUGGCAAUGGAAGAAUGCCUUGGUUUUCCGGUUGUCAUCGUGGCUGGCUAACCAAAGCCAAAUGCUGUUUUAGUUUAGGAUCAAAGCCUUUGGAGAUGGCAUCGAACAAUAAGAUGAAGGGCCUUUUAAAAGGCCUUAGAUACAUUUCUGAAAUAUUUGAGAAUGAAAAGGAGCCUGAAAUGCAGAUUGGUUUGCCAACAGAUGUAAAGCAUGUGGCUCACAUAGGAUGGGAUGGUCCAUCAGCAGUAAAAUCUGCACCCAGCUGGAUGAAUGAGUUUAAAUCUUCACCUGCCAAUAAUUGUGAAGCUCGGGAAGAAGAUCCUCGCAGAUCGGUCUCUCAAGACGAGGUUAACGUAGAAGGUUCGAGGAGUCGAAGCUCAUCAGCAACAGACAUGGCAGAAGUGCCAAAAUCAUCGAAGCGCAGUUCAAAUUCUUCAACAGGAGAGUCAACAGGGAAGGAAAAAUCAGAUAAACCAAAGCAUUCAAAGAAGAGUACCAAGACCACUUCUUCUUCAAAGGAAACUUCUGAAAACCCCACAAAGCCUAAGAAAAAACCAAAGGAACCCAAAGAACACAAGGAACCAAAAGAACCAAAUGAUCCUACCGACUCAGACAAGAAAAGUAGACGACGAAAGAAAUCCAAAGACUGUGCUGAAGGAUCCUCCAGGCGGUCCAGGACCCGGGACUUGGAUAAUGGAUCCGAUUCCGGGUCGGUAGCUGGGAUCCGAGAGGACCGACUAAGUGGUUCGGGUUUUGAUGAAGGGGAAUUCUGA
Molecule: messenger RNA, 1074 nt
Organism: Hibiscus syriacus
Lineage: Eukaryota; Viridiplantae; Streptophyta; Magnoliopsida; Malvales; Malvaceae
Product: CRIB domain-containing protein RIC7-like
Exons: 6
Coding region: 1-1074 (357 amino acids)
Source: RefSeq, a predicted model, not a curated record